AUGGUCGAUGGUGACGAUUCUUUCAAGAGACCCGGAGCUGUGCCUUUUAACUGGGAGAUCCGACCCGGUAUACCCAAAACCCGACCCGAUCAUGAUCCAUCUCUUCUUCUUCCUCCCAAAAAACUCCCUCCUCUCCGAUUAAAACCUACUCCGCCGCCGCCGAAUCCAAUCUCUGAAUCCAAAAUCCGUCCGGUUUCUCCGUUUGCUCCUCCUCCUUCGUCUUUCAAGCUCAAGCCGCCUCCUGAUUCCGACUCUUACUCCCACUCUUCAGGACCUCCGGCUCCAUAUUUCGGAUCUUCUUCACCUCGAGCAAGACUCGGACUCGAUUCCGGUGGUUCUUUUCGCCGGUGGCGUUUUCCGAAAUCAUUGUUCGGGAUGAAGAAGAGUAAGAGCGGCGGCGAUGUGAAAAAGAUCGGUCAGGAAUCGACAUCGUCUGAAUCUGAUAAUUUCUAUGAAUCGGAGACGACGUUUUCGACGUCGGAAGAUUCUAGCCGGAGUUCGGUUUCUUCUACGACGUGGGGUUCGCCGAAAUCUUCCUUCUCAUCAUCAUCUCGUCGUGGUUCGCCUCUGAAACGGAAUCAAUCGGAUUUGAGCUCUUACGAGAAAAAAACCAUUUCAAUCAUGGCUACUCAUCACCAUUUUUAA
Molecule: messenger RNA, 645 nt
Organism: Arabis nemorensis
Lineage: Eukaryota; Viridiplantae; Streptophyta; Magnoliopsida; Brassicales; Brassicaceae
Source: the annotation of a GenBank genome assembly